AUGUGCAAAACCCAUGCAAAUGGCCAAUGCAAGGCAGACAAGCUGCUCUACCUUAAGGUCAUCAAAAGCAAUAACAUUGAGGAUCUGGUAGAGUCCAUAUGCUGUUCCCCAAACCAGCAGUGCAUGUACAGGGAAUGUGCUGUUUGUGAGGAGAAAACCCUGGAUGUCUCCACUUUUGACCCUGGUACCGACACGUCCUGGUUUGGGUGGAAGGGGAAAGCAGAGGAGAGAACGAAGAAGAAGAAAGAUGGGACUGAAGAGAAAUUCACUGUGCAUUUAACUGUUAAAGAAAAGGUAGAGGGCACUCUGCAUACCUUGCUGGAGGACUUUUCAAAAGAACUGAAAACAAAACUAGGGAAACAUGUCUACAAUAUAAGACACCAGCACACUACCCUUCGGAGUUUGAAAGAAAAGCUGUGCGAAGAUGAGGUUGUGCUACACAUUGAUUUUGCUGAGAAUUUUCUCUGCAAAUACGCCGCCGAAAUACAGGCGGUACAUUUCGGAGAUUCACACAAGCAGGCUUCUUUGCACACUGGUGUAGCCUACACCAAAGAUGGCAUUGUGUCAGUGUGCUCAAUCAGCCCCUCUUUCCGGCAUGAUCCCUGUGCAAUUUGGGCGCAUCUAUGGAAAGUUCUCUCCUUCCUAAAAGAGAAGUGCCCUUCAGUUACAGUGCUGCACAUUGUCAGUGACGGGCCAACCACACAGUACCGCUCAAAGAAGAAUUUCUUCUUCUUCACCAACCUGCCAUAUCAGAUGGGCUGGAAGAAACUGACAUGGAAGGGUCUAGUUGGUCAGUGGUGUGCCGUGAAAUAUGAUGGCGAUGCUUAUCCUGGCAUCAUUCAAGAUGUUGAUCGGUAUAGUGGAGCUCUAGUGAAAACCAUGAGCCGUGUAGGUGAAAAUCGGUUCUUUUGGCCUCAAAGAGAUGACAUAGUUUGGUAUGAAACCAUGCAUGUCCUAGGCCUUAUCCCUGAGCCUGUACCCGUCACUAAAAGGCACAAAGAAAUUAUUGUGCCUGUUUGGAAGGAAAUCCGAGGGGCACUUCCUUUCAUCAUGCUGGUUAAAGUUCAGUAUCAAGGUGUAAAGAAAUUUGUGAAAUAUCUCAGCGAUUCAACGUUCCAAGAUUUUCUCAAUGAAGUUAAGGGCAAAUUUGGCUUAGCCAUAACUGCAGCUCUCCAAGUCUUUGAUGACACCGACACCAAUGUGGAAGAGGACAUCUUCCAUGAAUUGAUCGAAGGCAGUCCAAAUUUAUGCCUUACUGUAAGAUCUCCGGAAAAUAUUGCUGGUUUGUUUGAGGAGUUUUCACCUACAAGAACCUCAACCCCCAGCACAUGCACUGACACACUUUCACUCUCUUCAACCGACCAUGACGAGACCCAGAGUGCAGUGGAAAAUCAAACUGCAUUGGGCAGCAUAGACGCUGAAAAGGCAAAACGGACUGUCCAAGAUGCACUGGAAAAAAAAUCAGGUGGUGAGGAAGUGCUUGAAGAAUACCAGACAGCAAAAACUUUAAAGCACAGCACCAGACGUCAGCUUGUUAAUAUUGUUGUCAGUCACAUGACAGAAAUUCAUGGGAGGAUCCCCACCCGCAAACAGCGGGAAACCUAUGCUUUGGGCAUUAUUUCUCUCUUUCCUAGCCUGAAAGACCCAUUUUCAGCAAAGGGCUAUAUAAAUCAGGACUUUGCUCUGCUGUUCAAUGCUGAAACAUCCAACACGUUUCUUAAGAGGUGGGAGACUGCAUUCAAGCAAAAGAUCAUCAAUGAAGCCAAGUCUCUUACUUCAACGGCAGAAAUUCGGUGUCUUCUCAAUGCAGCUGGUGGACAAGGAUCGGAAAAUGAUUGGGACAGUGACAUGUCAUCUGUCCUGCUGCUGUUGCAUCUCCUGCCUCCUCCUCCAGGGAGGAAGAAGACCAAGAUCAGUCCAACAGAGGCUGUUGACAGACUUGUGAAUUUUCAUAAGUCCUGCAACAGUAUUGAAGGCCAUCUCAGUGGGAGGGAGGGCCACCAGCCAUUUCUACUGGGAUCAGGAAGGAUCAAAGGCAGUAUCGACCACUUUUAUGUUGUUGUGGACAAGCGCCUUAUCCCUUGCUCUGGAAGCAGCUCCUUAAGUGCCUUUGAUGAACUUUUCAAAGUUUACUAUGUCUUCAACUUGUCCUACGAGGAAGCACUGGUCAACUUCUUUACCUUCCUGCAGACCACAGUUUACAACAUAGACGUUGGUCUUUCAAGUGAGUCUCCCAGAGUAAGGGAACUGCGUGCAAAGCUUUUAAAUUAGUUUAAAUGUUAAAGUGUUUCCUCUGUAAAAGUUUGCAUGCAAACAGCCACUCAUUGAUAGCUCAUUUAAGAGUCGCACACAGUUUCUAUCCUUCGCUUAAGUUUAAGUUAGUGCUUUUGAUUUGUCAUCAGCUGAACAGUCAUCUCAAAAUGUUUAUAAUGAUCAGCCAGGUUCUUUGUUUGUUGGAGAAAGUGAUCCCCAAGUUGCUCUCACUGAGAAUGACAGCUUUUCCAGGAGAGAGACGGCAGAUAUAUGUGCCUCAAUUGUAGCCAAAUUACAGUGCAGUGGAGUAGACAAUAGCUUAGUAUCAUCAGUUGUUUCAGACCUUGAGGACCUCACUACGGAAAUGCAUACCCAAACUCGUCAAGAUGUGAUUUCUGUCAUUCCUUCUAAUAACCCUGUCAGAUCAGCUGUCGAAGAAAGUUUAGCUCAUUUUGAGAGUCCCUUUUCCAUGUUUAACACCAAAACAAAAAUAACUAAUUAUUUCAAUGACAAAUGGGGUGUUGUGGAACCAGUUGAAAUUGUGCUUGGCAUGAGAUAUGAUAUGAGGAGAAACAAAAAAACUGGAUGUUAUGAUCAGGUCCCAGUAAAAGAUACAUAUGUGUAUGUCCCAAUUUUGGAAACUUUAAAAUGUAUGUGUCGAAAUGUAAAUGUAUGUACUCUGCUGACAGAAUUAACAGGAAGGCAGAAAUCACAUUUUGAGGACUUUUGUGAUGGAAGUUACUUCCAGAGUCAUCCAUUAUUCUCUAAACAUCCCAGUGCUUUACAAAUUCAGGUGUACUACGAUGACUUUGAAACCGCAAACCCUCUUGGUUCAAAACGUGGAGUACACAAGGUUGGUGCUCUUUAUUUUGUGCUCCGAAAUCUACCUCCCAAAUUUAAUUCAAGACUGAUGAAUAUCCAUUUGAUUGCUUUAUUUCAUGCGCAAGAUGUAAAAAAGUAUGGAUUUGACCCCAUCCUGGAACCGUUGAUCCGUGACAUAAAGAUCCUAGAGACAGAUGGAAUUGAACUACCCAUAUCAACGAGUAGAGUUUAUGGCACAAUAUGCCAAGUAAUUGGAGACAACUUGGGGAUGCACUCAAUACUUGGGUUCACAGAAUCAUUUAGUGGACAUUACUCCUGUCGUCUAUGUUUAACUGAAAAGGCUGAUAUCCAGUUGGUUUACAGUGAGGAUGAUGUUAGUUAUUUUGCGUGAUCGUUCAAUUCAUGAACAGCACUGCAGCGAGUUAGAAUCUGACCCUCAACUCAAGUCAACACAUGGCCUCAAAAGAAACUCGACACUCAAUAGUCUCCAGUAUUUUCAUGUGUGCCACAACUACUCUCUAGAUGUGAUGCAUGAUCUCCUAGAAGGAGUUGUACAAUUUGAAAUGAAAC
Messenger RNA from Hypomesus transpacificus, 3645 nucleotides. RefSeq lists its product as uncharacterized. Bases 1 to 2271 code for a protein of 756 amino acids. The record is from RefSeq and is a predicted model, not a curated record. The transcript is spliced from 9 exons. Lineage: Eukaryota; Metazoa; Chordata; Actinopteri; Osmeriformes; Osmeridae.